Molecule: messenger RNA, 1431 nt
Organism: Ostertagia ostertagi
Lineage: Eukaryota; Metazoa; Nematoda; Chromadorea; Rhabditida; Trichostrongylidae
Source: the annotation of a GenBank genome assembly
AUGGACACCCCUGUUUCACAUCUAAUUAAGAGCGGAAAACGGCCGAGAGUGGUAACACCGGAUGGUCCUAUGUUGUCGCCGGAUUUCGUGGAUAUCGUCAAGCAGGUCAACGACUCGAAAGCUGUGCCUGAGUGUGUCAAGAAGUGGCUACUUUCGAUUUCAACGCAGCUAAGUGCCAUUAUUGAAGAAAAUGUUGCUUUACGCAAGCGCCUAGAAGCUUUUAAUGAUUUAGAAAAAGAAAAUAAGCAACUCAAAGAUCGCCUACGGUUCUUUGAACAGAAAGAAGUUUCCCACCCUCUUAGUGCUGAUCCUACUCCCGCUAAAGCCUUGCCUUACGAGGAGAUAGAGAGACGGCGAUCGAUUGUUAUAAGUGGUGUUCCAGAGCUCCAUGAUGGCAGUUGUUUUGAUAGGAUGCAUUAUGACUACCAAAGUACUCUAAAUAUUUUAUCACAUCUGGAUGUCGAUUGUUAUCCUGUUGCGGUAUAUAGACUUGGGAGAUGGUUUCGUGGUAAGAAUCGAUUGAUCAAGGUCGUUCUUCCGUGUUCUUUGUAUCAACGUAUUGCUGUAAGGAGGGCUCCCCGCCUCCGCACCUUUCCGGAAAGAGGCGUGUUCCUCAGGGAAUCACUGACUCUGGAAGAAAGGGUGAGGAGACGGGAGAGCCGAUUUGCUCGCUCUCGAAAUGUUGAUAUUCAUCAUGAUUCCGCUGCUGUUAGUGUUCCACCGCCACCUACCUCGGAUAACUGUGCUGUUCAUUGUUCACCUAGGGAUGUCUCAGAGAAUGUGGCACAAACCAGCAUUAUUUUAGCCUUCCUUCCUGUCCUAGAGGGAGACGUGAAUUUUUCGACCGCUACUGCCUACGCCCUCCAGCUUACGGAAAAGGAGUGUUCAGGGUUUCUUGAUCGAUCACAUAUGGCUCGUGGGUCACAGCGCAAAACGUCCGACACAGGAAACGAUAAGGAGAUCCCACUAUGGGCCAGCAUGAUGAUGGAUCAGUACGUCUCCUGCGCUGAUAGGCUUGAAAAAGCCCUCACUUCAUCGCUGGCUAAACUCGUUGAUAAAAUCGAUGAAGUUAAUGCUCGUCAAAAUGAAAUUCUUUCUCGCAUCGCCGCCUUGGAGGACUGCGUCUCUGCUCUUCAAAGAUCAAGCCCGGUGGAUCAGAAGAUUCUUUAUUCCACAAUCGUGAAGGCCAGAGCGGAUGAACAAAAAUUCGGAGUGUUCGGUCACGUUUCGAUUCCUAACAAAAACUGUUCGGUCACGUUUCAAUUCCUAACAAAAACUGCAGAAGAAGCUCGCGAGUUUUGCGAAGGUAAUGCUCCAUAUUACGUGAAGGACUUCAAGUCCGGUAAACCAACGAAGUGUUUGUACGUGAAUGAAGUCGAAACUAAUGUCAAUUUGCGACCUCGUGAUAUAUCGACAAUGAUCACGCUUUAA